AAACGAGUCGAGUAACUCGACUGUCAGAGCUGUUUCAACGGAAUUGAUUGGAAGAUCUAUUUAAUGACUUGAUCAAAGCUAGGGUUGAUAGCUAUUAUUUGUCUUUCGAAUCUUAACCAACUGAUGAUGUUUGUGGAAAAACGAAUAAGUACGGAGCAAAAAGAAUAAACAAUUGUCUUACCUUCCGGCUGCGUUUAAACAUCAAUCUCGAACACAGGAAUUUGAGGAUGAGAAACGUGAAAUUCGCAACUCGACCGCCAUGCUGCUGCGUCAAUUGAACGAUCCAGUGCCACGCGUGAUCCAGCCAACACCCCCACUACCAGCGGCCGCCGCUGAGCCAAACCUCAAGAAGUGGGUGUACGAUCCGUUCAGUGCUCAGAACAAGUACAACAGCGACACCUACGUCAAGAGCACCAUCACCGAUCCGCUGCGCAGUGUUGCCAGGAACAUCGAGGCCAUGGCCAGAUACCACUCGCCCGCUUCCCGUUACGUCGAAUACGUUCUGUUAGACGAUGUUCUCUGGCGUUACACGUACUACGUCGAUGAAAAGGGCAAAAAUCACUUGGCCAGUGCACGCAUUAUCGGAUCGGCGGCGUACCCGAAGUCGAAGCCCCGAAUCUAUAACUAUGACACGGCCCGCGUUGGCAGGGAAGUCAAUGUCAUGUCCCACUAUAAGUCAAACCGUACACAGGCCAAGACGGACGUUGAGGAAGUGAGAUUAAAUCCAGUCCGACCAACGCGCAAGUUCAACAACCCGAAGCUAUACGACGACCCGACCGAUCCCAAGCUGCAGGACAAGCGGGAAAAAUGCGACAAGGUCGCGGAGCUGAACAAGCAUCGGUUCGAACCGGUCAAUCUGGAAAAAGAACGCCGUAAGAUGCUCGAGGAUGCCCAGAAGAAGGAGGAGGAAUCGAUCGCUCGGGAAAAGCAGCGUCAGGAGGAGAAGGCUCGCCAGGAAGAGGAAGCUCGCCUUGCUGCCGAAGAGGCCGAACGCAAACGCAAGGAGGAGGAACGGCUAGCCGAGGAAGCACGCAUCGCCGAGGAGGCACGGCUUGCCGAGGAAGCGCGGCUAGCCGAGGAAGCCCGCCUGGAAGAGGAAGCCCGACAGGCUGCAGAGAAAAAGAAGAAGGCUGCCGAGAAGAAGAAAAAGGCCGAGGAGGAGAAACGCAAACAGGAAGAGGAGGAACGCAAACGCAAGGAGGAAGAAGAACGCCAACGAAAAGCGGAGCAGGAACGCAAACGAAAGGCCGAAGAAGAAAAGAAACGAUUGGAGGAAGAGGAGCGCAAACGAAAGGAAGAGGAGGAAAAGAAGAGGUUGGAAGAGGAAGAGCGUAAACGAAAGGAAGAGGAAGAAAAGAAGCGAUUGGAGGAAGAGCGCCUGGCUGAGGAGGCCCGUUUGGCGGAGGAGGCUCGCCUGGCCGACGAAGCCCGCCAGGCCGAGGAGAAAAAGCGCAAUGAGGAAGAGGGUACGCGCAUCACCGAGGCGCAGAAGAUCCGCGAAGACGAACUGGCUCGGUUGAACGAACUGGAGAAGCAAGCCAUCGAAGAGAACAACGAGGAGUUGUUCCGCGAGAUUGCGGAACUGAAGCGCAUCGCCGAAUCGGACGAGGAACUGUUGAAGCGACAGGCCGCCAAGCUGGAAGAAGGGGCCCCCGAGGCUGCCCCAGCUGAACCAGCCGCCGUUGAAGAACAAGCCGCUGCUCCAGCGGUUGAAGAGCCUGUAGCCGCCCCUGCCGAAGAACCAGCAGCCGAAGUUGUUGCCGAAGAGAGCAAGACUGAGGAGAGUCCUGCUUCCGAACAGUAAACUCUAACCAAUAAAAAACAAGUAUUCGUUUAAGAUCGUUAGAGUUAAUCGAUGUGUUCAAGAAGCUGUCAAUGAGAGUUGUUAAUUUGUUAUUGUUAUACACAUUACAUAUACUACAGGAUCCAAUGGAAAUUAUAAUUCGAUUUAUGCUGUUGAAAGACACAAACGAUAUAUUGGAAUCGAACGCCGACUAAACUAAGAGUGUGUGCAAUUUGGAACCGCUACCUUAGUAACUCUAGACAUUCGUAAGAAUCCGCGAAGAAAGCGUGUGCGGUUGGCCGGCGAGAUCUCGGCAGUACGACACAUCACUAAGGGUAUAGACUUGGGCGUCUAUAUGAAUGACCUUCGGUAGAUCGUACGGAGAAUCCGAGAGCUCGGAAGCGGCAAACGGCCUCAACCCGGUGCUUCUUAUUGUAUUCUUCUCUAGUGCAUUUCUCUAUCUCGCUAUAACUCGAACUCCCUAGCUGAAAGCUUCCUGCGAAAAAAAAACUAAAAACUAGUAACAACAGCGGUUGUUCUAUCGGUAGGAUUUAUUACUUUUAAUUUUACGAGUUAAUUAGAUACAAAGAACAACAACGUCUGUUAAGUUUGUAAAUUAAAAAUAAAAUCUCAAUAAACGAACCUUAAAAUUA
Molecule: messenger RNA, 2436 nt
Organism: Uranotaenia lowii
Lineage: Eukaryota; Metazoa; Arthropoda; Insecta; Diptera; Culicidae
Product: capping protein inhibiting regulator of actin dynamics-like
Exons: 10
Coding region: 260-1804 (514 amino acids)
Source: RefSeq, a predicted model, not a curated record